GCUGCGGUCCGUCGGUGAAAUAGUUCCGGGUGGGUGUGUGUGUGCGUGUGUGUGUAUGUGUGUGAAAGGUCGCGGCUGAAACCCACUGCUGAAAACACCUGUCUGUGUGUCAUUAGUCCGUCAUUGUGUUUCAGACACACACAUCAGUCGCUGUCUGGACCCGCACGAGCCGAUCAUGUCGAAGCCGCAGCCCAUCAGCCCGAUGAAGAACUUCUUCGCCGGCGGCUUCGGGGGAGUGUGCCUAGUGUUCGCUGGACACCCGCUGGACACCAUCAAAGUGCGACUGCAGACGCAGCCCAUACCCCGUCCAGGGGAAUCUGCGCUUUACAGCGGGACGUUCGACUGCUGCAAGAAAACCCUGGCGAAAGAGGGUCUGCGAGGGCUCUAUAAGGGCAUGGCGGCCCCCAUCAUCGGAGUCACGCCCAUGUUCGCUGUCUGCUUCUUCGGGUUCGGCCUCGGGAAGAAGCUUCAGCAGAAAACACCCGACGACGCUCUGACGUAUCCGCAGCUGUUUGCGGCCGGUAUGCUCUCGGGUGUGUUCACCACGGCCAUCAUGGCUCCAGGAGAGAGAAUCAAAUGCCUCCUGCAGAUCCAGGCGGCGACUGGAGAGGUGAAGUACUCGGGGCCGAUGGACUGUGUGAAGCAGCUGUACAGAGAGAACGGCCUCCGCAGCAUCUAUAAGGGAACGGCUCUGACGCUCAUGAGAGAUGUGCCGGCCAGUGGGAUGUACUUCAUGACCUACGAGUGGCUGAAGUAUUCGCUCACGCCGGAGGGCAAGAGGAUGAGUGUGGAUGUUCCCGCGGGAUUGACGGAUCUCCUGAAGGGAUACACCCUGGAGGUCCUGAAGCAGAGGCCCGUGGACCUGCUGGAGUUCGCGGUCCAGCACUUCACCCGCCUGAAGGAGCGCAGGAGCGUCCCCAUCCCCAGCAGAUCCCCCGUGACCCGCGGAGUGGCCUUCGACCAGGACUCUGCUCCCACCGACGAGGAGGACGACGAACACGGACAAGAGGAGGAGGAGGAGGAGGAGGAAGAGGAGGAUGACUUUCCGGAUGAUUUCACUUUCAAAGCUCCUCCUCCCAGUAAAUGCAACAGACGGGUCUCAGUGUGUGCGGAGGCUUAUAACCCUGAUGAAGACGAAGACGAGGCCGUGAAGCCGAAGGUGAUUCACUAUAAAACAGAGGCUCAGCGUCAGCGUCUGCAGGAGGCCUGCGGGGACAUACUACUGUUCAAAACACUGGAGCAGGAUCAGUUCACUGAGGUGUUAGACAGCAUGUUUGAGGUGCUGGUCAAACCACACGACAGCAUCAUCAAUCAGGGGGACGAUGGCGAUAACUUCUACGUCAUCGAGAGGGGUGUGUUUGAUAUCCUAAUCCAGAAGGACGGCGUCAGCUGCUGUGUGGGUCGCUACGAUAAUAAAGGCAGCUUCGGUGAACUCGCGCUCAUGUACAACACGCCGCGGGCCGCCACCAUCAGGGCUGCUCAGGAGGGGGCACUGUGGGCGCUGGACAGAGCCACGUUCCACAGACUCAUCGUGAGGAAUAAUGCCAAGAAGAGGAAGAUGUACGAGCACUUCAUCGAGAGCGUGCCGCUGCUCAAGUCUCUGCAGCCCUCCGAGCGCAUGAAGAUCGUCGACGUCCUGGGGAUGAAGAGCUUCAGAGACGGAGAGCUGAUCAUACGGCAGGGAGAUUCGGCCGACUGCUUCUACAUCGUGGAGACUGGAGAAGUCCGGAUCAUGAUCAGGAGCAGAACUAGCACAGGUCAGAGGUCAGAGCAGGAGCUGGAGGUGGCGCGCUGCACGCGGGGACAGUACUUCGGCGAGCUGGCGCUGGUCACCAAUAAACCGCGAGCGGCGUCAGUGUACGCGGCAGGAGACACCAGGUGUUUAGUGAUCGACGUGCAGGCGUUCGAGCGUCUCCUGGGCUCCUGCAAGCAGAUCCUGAAGAGGAACAUCUGGCAGUACGAGCAGCAGCUGGAGGCCGUCUUCGGGUCCCGAGUCGACGACACACACUGAACACACACUCAACACACACACACACUCUCCACGUGUAAACGCUUGUAUAGACUGGAUCAGCAGGACAGCGGAGCUCAUCUUCAGUGUCGUCUCGAGAUGAUGAUGAUGAUGUCACACUGAUCUGACAUGUAUUGAGCAACUGUUAUUCUGAUGAACCACUAUAUUAAGCAAUCUCUAGGACACAUGAUUAUAUACACUAGAUGUCCCAGAUAAACCCAGCAGGGUUUGUGGGUAAGAAUCGAUGGGCCCUCGAGUGUGUCGGGAGCAUGUUUGUGGAGUCCUAAAGUUAAAGUGUUUUAGAUAAUAUAUCAGAUUCCCGACAGACCCACAGAUGAUUAUUAGUCACGUCACCAACUCCAGCGUCAGCUGUUCAUAUCUGACACAUGUCUAGCUCUGAGACACAGGGGUGUGUGUGUGUGUGUGUGUGUGUGUGCCCUUAGAGAACAGAACUACUCAAUGACAGGCAGGAGUGGAUCAUUUGAUCUAAUCUGGAAACCCUCAAUAAUAUAUAUAUAUAGUGUCACAUGACUUGAUUUGAGAGUUGCUUUUCUGACUGAUUGACUUUGUCUCCCGUUCCCCUUUGUGUCUUGCCGUAAGAAGUGCUGUCAAAAACAUCCUGACUUUCUUUUCUGCAAAUGGACUUCCUGCUUAUCCGUUUUAUUUGCCCUUUUUCUGACGAAUAAAUGCUCAAAGA
Pimephales promelas (fathead minnow) is the source of this 2705-nucleotide messenger RNA. RefSeq names its product protein kinase, cAMP-dependent, regulatory, type II, alpha, B (gene prkar2ab). Gene Ontology annotation, cellular component: cAMP-dependent protein kinase complex; cytosol. Gene Ontology annotation, molecular function: cAMP-dependent protein kinase inhibitor activity; cAMP binding; protein kinase A catalytic subunit binding. Gene Ontology annotation, biological process: negative regulation of cAMP-dependent protein kinase activity. NCBI's taxonomy places the organism in Eukaryota, Metazoa, Chordata, Actinopteri, Cypriniformes, Leuciscidae. The record is from RefSeq and is a predicted model, not a curated record.